CGGGGGGGAGCGCUCUCUGCCGUGCCCAGCUCGGACCUCCCGACCUCCCCAGGCGCUCGCAGCCCCUCUCUAACAGGUGGCUCGGUGCCUGCCCGCUCCCCGCCGGCUCCCGCGCCUCUCUCCUCCUCCUCCUCGCCGCCGCCUAACAGGUGGUGGUGCCGCCGCGCCUUCCUCCGUACAGCGGGCAUGGGGAACCAGGUGGAGAAGCUGACCCAUCUCAACUACAAGGAAGUUCCCACGGCCGACCCGACAGGUAUGGACAGAGAUGAAGGGCCCAGGAUCGGGGUCUCCUACAUCUUUUCGAAUGACGAUGAUGAGCUGGAGCAGCAGCAGGAUUCGGUGCACGACCUGGGGGGUGAGAACCCUGCCCUGCAGCCCUACGACCCCCAGCUGCACGAGGUGGAGUGCUCGGUCUAUUACCGGGAUGAGUGUAUUUACCAGAAGAGCUUUUCAGAGGAGGACACGCAGCUAGAGGAGGGUGAUGAAGGAGGUGGGGGGCAUCUGAGCACCUACACCCCGGAGAACCUGCUGAAUAGGUGUAAACCAGGCGACCUGGUGGAGUUUGUGUGCCAAGCCCAGUAUCCGCACUGGGUGGUCUACGUCGGGGAUUUUCAAGUUGUGCACCUGCAUCGGCUGGAGGUGGUGAACAGCUUCCUCACCGACGCCAGCCAGGGCAGGCGGGGCCGCAUUGCCAACCAGCUGUACCGCUACAAGCCCCUCAGCCCGGCCGCGGUGGUGCGCAAUGCCCUGGAGCAGGUGGGUUGCAAGGAUCGGGACUUGAGCUGGAGAAACUCUGAGUGUUUUGCUGCCUGGUGCCGAUACGGCAAGCGAGAGUUUAAAAUCGGCGGGGAGCUGCGCAUAGGCAAGCAGCCCUACCGACUGCAGAUCCGGCUGGGUGACAAGCGCAGCCACACGCUGGAGUUUCAGAGCCUGGAGGAUCUGAUCAUGGAGAAGAGGAGAAAUGACCAGAUUGGCAAGGCUGCUGUGAUCCAGGAGCUCUCCAGCCACCUGCAGACUGCAGAAGAGGAGGAAGAGGAGGAGGAAGACCAUCAUCACCCAGGUGCUCAGACUGCUGUGGAGUAGCAGCCUCAGCACCACCAUUCUGCUUAGCCUGGGUGAUGGGGAUUAAAACUGAAGGCUGCGAAAUUGAGCUGUUAUAAGCCCUUUGGGCUGCUUCGGUGCAGCUUCAUUCCAAUCACAUGUGAAAGGAAGGGGGAAAGCUGAUUAAGUGUCUGUGCUUUAGUGCUUAACUCCUUCAGUGCUAGAUGAUAAAACCCCUGACUUAUUUGUAGAGGAUAAAACUCAGGGCAAUUCUACCCCUCUCCCACUUAUUUCCCUUCCUCUCUGCCAUGUUCGCACACAGCCUUUUCCUCAACCAUCUGCCAGUAGGCCUGACCCGACAAGAUGCUAAAUGCCUUUGACAUCUACUUAUCAGCAGAAGUUAAUAGUGUUUAAUGCCAUUAAGAAGUAGCCAACAACUUCCAGAACAUGAGCAUGUAGCUCUGAGCAUGAGGAUAUUGUUUUCUCUUCUCUGCUACUGUUUCUCUUCAGCUGUGGCUUCUGUUGGUAUUGCAAGGAGCUGCUUCUCACCUGGUUCAAGGCUUCGUGGGUUUGGUAACCAGCUCCCCAGAAGGUGUAAGGCAGAAAUCUCCACUGAUUUUAAUGAAAUGGGUUUGAUGUGCCUGGUGCCUUCUUAAUUGAUAGGAGGUUGCAGAUGGGCCGGGGGACCUUCUCCUUUGCCAUCAACGUGUGGCUUUGGGGACAGGAUGUAUUUAUUUAUUGCUGAUAGGUCCCAGGGAAGAAAGUUUGCCACCCGACUUACAUUCUGUAUGCUGGUGUGUGUUGGGACCCCUACAGGCAGAUGCUGAGCUGUGUCAGGGCUUGUUACAGGCUGCCUUGACUUUUAGAGCAAAUGGCAGAGCUCCUGAUCAUGCCUGUAAUGCACACAGAGGCAGUAGAAGCAGGUUGUUUGUGUGUGAGGGUAUGUCUUGACUAAGCUGCCCCUCAAGAGGGUGACCUCUUGGCUGAGUGCUUCUGGCUGUCAGCAUGUCACAGGUUCUGCACCACGGUGAACACAGCUGUGAUGGAGGGGAGCACAGGCUGGAAGACAUCAGAGGCAGGGAGGCUUGGCUGUUCCAAAGCAGUUUCCUCCUCAUUAGGGAUUUCAUAUUUCCUUUUUUUACUAAUUUCUAUGGUAUGCAGCUGAGCUAUAGCAUUAGCGGAGAGGACAUGCCUCCAAAGCUGUGCAAGUCCCUUAGGGAAGGUGGAGUGCAGUGCUGCCAGCCCUGAAUAUUCCCUGAACUUUUAUUUGGCUGUUGAACUAAUCUGCCAGACAGGCAGCACUGUCAGAUCUUUGUCCUGGGAUCUGGGGUGUGUAAACAAGCACUGAUUUGGAGGCAGUUUCUAAUUCAAAAUUCCUUCCCCUUAAAGCCCAAUAUGAUGAUGUGAACUUGAAGAUAAGCUCGAGUUCAUUUAAAUAAUGGAAACUAGCAGUGUGAUGUAGACUUGAAGCAUAAUUUAUGUGGUCUUCCCUGAAGCUGUUUACAGUUAUACCACAAAUAGCAAAGUACGCUAUGUCCUUUCCACCCCUGUGACAGGAGCAAAGUUUGUUGUUUAAGAAUAGGUAGAUACAAGCUUUUGAUUAGUUAAGAUUAUAUGAAGCAACUUUGCCAAUUUGAGCCAAGUGGAUUGUAGUCUCAUGUUUUCUGCCUAAAAUAUACAAGCUAGGAUUUGGCCUGUGAAACACCCAAAUCCAGGGGGAAGUUUAGCACCAAGCUCCCUUAGAAUGCUAUAGCUCAGGUGCCUGCACUAAAUGUGUUUUUUUUUCACCAAUAUGCAAUUGAGUUACACUCAGGUUACUGUGGUUGUCAAGCAGAUGUCUAACCUUGUUUGGAAAGCAUAUCUACCCCAUAUCUGUCUGUGAUAGGGUUGAUAUGUGGAUGUCUGCACACAGGUUUUAUACAACUACUAGUAACUGUUAAAGCUGAAAUGAUAACUGAGACAGUCUGAAAAAGAGUGAAGGAGAAUCUCUCUGUUGUACUUCUGACUGUUAUAAGACAACAGAUUAUCUAGACCAUGAGCAAAUGUCUAGCUGUGGUUUCUUUCAUACUGAAACCUUGUACAUAACAAAGUUUAUUUCACUGUGUAAUAUAGCUAUGUAAAAUAAUAUUUUCCUAGAGAUAUUUUUGGAAGUUUAAAAAAAACCCUUCAUAACCUUGCAUUUGAAAGUAAAUUGUUAUGCACGUUAUUUUCCAGUCCUCUGAAUGGGUUUAUUUUUCAUUCAUGAUCUAAAGUAUAUUCUAGGUCAUAAAGUAUAGAAACUGCUAUAAAUGUCAAAUAUUAUGUAUCUACAGGGUACAAAACAGUAAACUAGUUGUGAAAAUAUUUUUCCCUUGUGUCUGAAACAUCAGAACUAUGACACUUAGCCAUUUCUCUCCUUCUGAGAUAUCCUGAAUAAUCUGGCUUUGUUUUCUAUUACUUUUUUGGUUGGUUGGGGUUUGUUGGGUUUUUGUUUUUUGGUUUUGUUUUUUUUUGUUUUGCAUGGUUGGAUUUUUUUUUUUGUUUUAAUUUAAAGAAGGACCAAAUCUCUUUGGGAAUGGAGAGCAAAGCUUCUUUGACCAACUGAAAUCUUGUCUUGUGCUGGUCUUGGUGCUUCUCUGUACCGGUCAUGCCUUUUGGGAUAAAUUCCCCCAGAGGCACGAGGCCUUAGCAAAGAAUUCCAGAGCUUGCAGUGCUUUGCUAGGACAGAGAGUGAAGGGGGAGCUUGCCUCGCAGCAGAGUUUGGCAUGCAUUCUGAUGUGUUAUAAAACCUCUGUGCUCCUCUGACACCUGGGAUACAGGUGUUUGAUAUUUGGAAUCUUAAAAUUUCCCUGCAAGCUAUGUUUGGGAAUUUAUUGUCCCCUGACAUUCCAUUAUGUGUAAAAGUAGAAGAGGGUGGAAAGCUCGGUGUUUUUUUUAAAUUUUUUUCUGAAAGAGGGUUACCUCCAUCCAGGGAUUUCUUAUUCCAGCAGAUAAAGAUGCAACUGUUGAAUCUUUAACAGGCAGGUUCUUUUCCUUUACCUGUUGCUUAGGCAGUGUUAUUUAAUAGGUGCUACUAAACACCACUGCACACAUUUCCCUAAGCAGCCUGGUUUUAAAGCCAUGGACCUGUAAUGACCUGGAUGUGAGGACAGAAAUUGCUGUAGAAACAAGCACGUCUCAACUGCUUGGUUUUUUGUCUUUGCUGUACUUUGCUCAGUUACUGUCUACAGAGUAAGCUGGGAUUUCUGGAGCUUGA
This is a messenger RNA of Catharus ustulatus (Swainson's thrush), 4276 nucleotides long. It is a transcript of the gene LRATD2, whose product is annotated as LRAT domain containing 2. NCBI's taxonomy places the organism in Eukaryota, Metazoa, Chordata, Aves, Passeriformes, Turdidae. Bases 187 to 1083 code for a protein of 298 amino acids. The transcript is spliced from 2 exons. The record is from RefSeq and is a predicted model, not a curated record.